UGAGAAUAUAAAUGCGAAGGUCAUUUUGAAGGAACUUCCAAAGUGUGGCUAUUGCCGGUAUGUAAAAUACAGUUAAUAAACAACAUAUUUCAACAUGCAGUCGGUUAUGUCUUUGGCGGUUGCUUCUUGUGUGCUAGCGAUGGUUCGUGCUCAGGCCACGACGUGCAUUUGUCCGUUUGUAUUGGUGCCCGUGUGUGGAUCAAAUGGCGUCACAUAUAGCAGCACGUGUACAAUGAAAUGCGCGGGCGUGACACUUAAAUCGGAAGGCGUAUGCCCCAAGGUAUGCCCCUGUCCCCGCAACUACCAGCCCGUGUGUGGAGCUGACGGCACCACAUACGGCAAUCGUUGUCUGCUCGAUUGCCAAAAUGUCCUCAUGAAAUCGGAAGGCGAAUGCCCUAAGGAAUGCCCCUGCCCACGUAACUACAGGCCUGUGUGUGGGCAGGACGAUAUCACAUACAGUAACCGCUGUCUGCUAGAGUGCAAGGGCGUGACACUUAAAUCGACAGGCGUAUGCCCCAAAGUAUGCCCCUGUCCCCGCAACUACCAGCCCGUGUGUGGAGCUGACGGCACCACAUACGGCAAUCGUUGUCUGCUCGAUUGCCAGAAUGUCCUCAUGAAAUCGGAAGGCGAAUGCCCUAAGGAAUGCCCUUGCCCACGUGACUACAGGCCUGUGUGUGGGGAGGACGGGGUCACAUACAGUAACCGCUGUCUGCUAGAGUGCAAGGGAGUUCGCAUGAAAUCGAAAGGGCAGUGUCACAAGCUGUGACCCUGUCCCAGUAUCUACACCCCGAUGUGCGGUAAGGACGGCAUCACCGAUGUUUGAUGGAUUGCCAGGGUGUGGAGCUCGGAUAUUUCGGAAGUAUUAGAAUGUCAAAAGCCGUUGGACGAAAUUAUUUACUUGAUAGAUUAGAAAAUAAAACUAAAUAACAUUAUACAACGUG
Dreissena polymorpha is the source of this 941-nucleotide messenger RNA. RefSeq names its product serine protease inhibitor dipetalogastin-like. Bases 95 to 766 code for a protein of 223 amino acids. Lineage: Eukaryota; Metazoa; Mollusca; Bivalvia; Myida; Dreissenidae. The transcript has 9 exons. The record is from RefSeq and is a predicted model, not a curated record. Gene Ontology annotation, molecular function: protein binding.